Saccoglossus kowalevskii is the source of this 1135-nucleotide messenger RNA. RefSeq names its product mitochondrial 2-oxodicarboxylate carrier. The record is from RefSeq and is a predicted model, not a curated record. NCBI's taxonomy places the organism in Eukaryota, Metazoa, Hemichordata, Enteropneusta, Harrimaniidae.
GUCACAUAUGGUAUAACUUCCGAAAUACUUAUCGUCGAAAGGUGUCAAAAGUUGAUUUACCCGCUGCGAGCGUCGGUACAGCAGAUUGCAUUUCGUCUCCAGAUUGGGGAUAGAGGAAUUGUGGUCUUUCUGUAACGGUAACCAAGUUAUGAGGUUAUCCCUUGAUCUCAUGGUCACGUUACCCUAUUUAUACAAUUUGCGGCAUGUAUUUAUAGAAGCUAAGAUUUUGGAUUGAACAACGAUGACAGCGAACAAGGCUAGAGAGGCUGCUCAACAGAUGACUGCAGGAGCACUUACCGGUAUUGUUGAAGUUAGCCUUAUGCAGCCAUUGGAUUUGAUCAAAACAAGAUUUCAAAUUCAAGGUAGUACAAAUGACCCAACAGCGUACAAAUCACUGGCAGACUGCUUCCGAACUAUUUACAGAUUAGAAGGUAUCACCUCCUUCUACAAGGGCAUCUUGCCAGCAAUUUUGGCCGAAACGUCCAAGAGGGCCGUCAGAUUUUUCACCUUUGAACAGUACAAGAAUAUUUUCCUUUUCGGAGCCGCUGAACCAAAUGUCCUGACGUUUAUUACGGCAGGUCUUGGAUCAGGUCUAACAGAAGCGUUUAUUAUCAACCCACUCGAAGUUGUCAAGGUCAAGUUACAAGCUGAAAGGGCAACUAUUUUAGCAGAACAACAAUCGGCCUUUACCGUCGCUCGUAUCAUUGCCAGAGAACACAGUCUUGGACUUAAAGGCUUGAAUAAAGGUUUGACUGCAACGUUGGGAAGACACGGCGCAUUCAACUGUGUGUAUUUCAGUUUCUAUCACAGUGUGAAAGGAUGGAUCCCCGCUGCGGAGAAUUCUAAACUAGAGUUUUGUCGGAGGUUUGCGAUAGGACUCGUCUCAGGAACGUUAGCCACUAUGAUUAACAUACCGUUUGAUGUAGCGAAAAGCAGAAUACAGGGACCACAGCCUGUGCCUGGUGAAGUCAAAUACCGAGCAUGUUUUAAAACCAUGGCAACCAUCUACAGGGAAGAAGGAUUUUUUGCGCUGUACAAAGGAUUUAUACCGAAAGUGAUGCGCCUAGGACCGGGUGGUGCCAUCGCGAUGCUGGUGUUUGAGUAUUCAUAUGAAUGGCUGAAAAAAAAUACAUGA